CAACGCGCGCUCCCUGACCACCGAUAUAAAACUGAAGCGCCAGGUUCUCUUAAAGCUCUACGCGAGGCAGGCGGUAGGCACGUAUCACCCCCGAGGUCAUCCUUUAGAGUGCCAGACUAGGAGACAACAUGUACAGAACUACAAGGUCCCCAAUGAUGCAGCCGCUGGUCAACUCAGGAAUGGGCAUGGCUCCUUUCUUUAAGGUGACUGUGUUCGAGCAGGAGCACUUCCAGGGAAAGUACCUGGAGUUUACCUCUGAGUGCUGCAACAUCCAGGAGUGUGGAAUGGACAAUAUUCGCUCCAUCAGAGUGGAGAGUGGGGCCUGGGUGGGUUUCGAGCACCACGAUUUCCAGGGCCAGCAGUUCAUCCUGGAGAGAGGAGAGUAUCCCCACUGGGACGCCUACAGCGGCUCCCUGUCCUACCACGUGGAGCGCCUCAUGUCUCUGCGCCCCAUCUACUGCGCAUCCCACCAGAGCAGCCGCAUGACCAUCUAUGAGAGGGAGAACUUCAUGGGUCGCUGCGUGGAGGUCUGUGAUGACUACCCUUCUCUGCAGGCCAUGGGCUGGAUGAUGCCUGAGGUUGGCUCUAUGCACGUGCAGUGCGGCGCCUUUGUGUGCUACCAGUACCCUGGCUACAGGGGCCAGCAGUACAUCAUGGAGUGUGAGAGACACAGUGGAGACUACCAGCACUGGAGGAACUGGGGCUCUCACUGUCAGACCCCCCAGAUCCAGUCCAUCAGGCGUAUCCAGCACUGAGAGAGGCUGAAAACUGAAGCUAACCCCCCCCCAUCGGACAGCAGGUCCACCCCCACCCACACCCACCAGCCCCGCUCCUUCUACCCACAACCCCUUCCUGUCUUUCUUUCCCUCUCUCCCCCUUCCUCUCCUUCCUUUUGACUCGAGCCUCUGCAGCCGCCCCUAACAGACCCCCACCGAUUUACAGCUGCUCCUAUAGUGUGAUAAGAGACAAUAUCACACUGUUCAAGCACAGGGAAGCACACAUACACUUGAUGACAUAACUGACACGCACAGUGUAUUUUUAUUGGUUUGGAGGUCCCUGCACACGCUCACACACCUGUGCUGUCCUCUCACCUGAUCCCAGCUGGUGGAGCAAAGCAGGCGUUUUGUCCCCAGCUGCACACACUCUCCUCGGUGCAGCUCAGAUGUGCGGUGUUGUUGUGUAGGAGGUCGACCCACAGGUGGAUGAUUAAUAAACUCAUUUUCACUUCA
Molecule: messenger RNA, 1229 nt
Organism: Oryzias latipes (Japanese medaka)
Lineage: Eukaryota; Metazoa; Chordata; Actinopteri; Beloniformes; Adrianichthyidae
Gene: cryba1l1
Product: crystallin, beta A1, like 1
Biological process (GO): lens development in camera-type eye; visual perception
Molecular function (GO): structural constituent of eye lens
Source: RefSeq, a predicted model, not a curated record